Messenger RNA from Perca fluviatilis (European perch), 4744 nucleotides. RefSeq names its product neuritin-like. The coding region runs from base 180 to 719 and encodes 179 amino acids. The transcript has 4 exons. Lineage: Eukaryota; Metazoa; Chordata; Actinopteri; Perciformes; Percidae. Gene Ontology annotation, cellular component: plasma membrane. Gene Ontology annotation, biological process: neuron projection extension; nervous system development. The record is from RefSeq and is a predicted model, not a curated record.
UCUGUACUGUAAGAGUGGAGGAGCUCCUAUACAUUGAGAUUACAUCAGAUAUUAUAAUCGAGAAAGUGUGUGAUAAGAACAAGCAGGGCAUCCUGAGAGUCCUCCCGUGUUGCGUGAGUGUUGCAGGAGGGUUGCGCGGUGGUGGGGAGGUGAGAGCUGUCCGGUGCUGAGGAGGGAAGAUGAGCUCAGCGCGCGCUGGGGUGCAGGUAACGUCAGCAGUCGGCCGGAGCAAGGAAAGACGCAUCCCGCGCCCUCUGCUUGGCUUGAAAUGGGAUGAUAUGGGAUUUUUCAUGUCGACGAAGAUCGGAGGGAUUCUUGCGUUUGCCUUGGUAUUCCUGUCCCUGAUGGUGCCAGGAGACUCCGAUGCAGAGGUGAACUGUGAGAACAUUUAUAAGGACUUUUCUGAUUGUGUCCUGGAGCUGGGAGAGAGCAUGGACAACUAUCAGGAGAACGUGACCAGCGAGAGGGGAGUGGAGGCCGUGUGCAGCCACUGGGAAGCUUUCCACACAUGUGCCCUCACAGCGCUGUCCGACUGCAAGGAGGAAGUCAGCUCCAUCUGGGAGACUCUAAGGCAGGACUCCAUGAAGAUGCGCUUCCAGGGAAGUCUGUUCGACCUGUGCAGCCCCAGCUCCUCGCCCAGCAUAAGUUCGCCUCUUGCUGCCCUCACCCUGCCACUGAUAGUGGUGAUCAUGACUUGGCCCAACUGGUACCCUGUAUAGAUGAGGUGAGGGUGAGGGUGAGGAGAUGGGAGGGGUGAGGAGGAGGGCCUGAAAUUACCCUGGGUUCAUUCCUCUUGAGUUCAAACUUAAAGCCAAGGAUUUAAGAGGUACGAGUGUUUUAAUAAGGAUUAUUUUGACACCGAGCCACAGAGGUCUGUGGCAAGCCAAUCAAUAUUUGCUGUGAUGAAUAAUGUUUAAAAUCUCCUCUAGUACUUCCGCUUGAUCCUCCCUUAUGUCUCAAAACUGAUAGUCUAGUUUAGAAAAUUACAGUCAGCCAAUUUAUCAGUCCAGGCAGACUAAGGAUACAUUCUAAGUAUUCAAGGGAUUACAGAUACAAUGUGUGCAGAUCAGAACAGUCUGCAGGUACACACCUGUGGCUCUGGGUUACAAGGAGUGGACACAAUAGGUGCAUCUCAUAACCCUUACAUUGCCUCCUCGACUCCUCCACUUGCGUCCCUUCCUCGCGUCGAGGAGGUAUGGAAGAGACACGAGGAAAUCAUGGGAGGAGAGAGGAACCAAGGAAAUGUGCUUUUAGAGGGAUCCUUUCCUCUGAAGCGUCACAUGAAUUUGUCAGCUGAAUCGGCGGAGUUAGCAACUCUUUCAGCUGCACGGCUUCCGGGAAGGCUGCUCUCGUGUAUCCUAAUUGGUAAUCCCUCCUCAAUGCUCGCUCCUCGGGGCAGAAAUAAGAGCUUUAACACGGCCUUCACCGAGGAGGGACAGAACAACUUCUGGUUCAGCCGAGGACCGAGGAGUCGAGAAGCUAUCAUAAGGGUUAUGAGAUGCACCUAGUGUCAUGAACACCUGUUCAUUCUAAUGCAAUGAAUACUAUAUUUAUGAACAUUAUCAUGUUCAAUUUAUGUAGAUUCAACUCUGAGGUAAUUUUAAAGCAGUAUUUGUUUUUAGUUGUUUUUAUUAUGUUCUAAGACAGCAAGGUGUUAAUGUGUUUUGUGCCCACGCCUUGUAACAUGGAUUGUAUGGUUUUAUCAUGAUAGUUAAAGGAAUGGUUCAACAUUUUGGGAAUUGGAGGAUGAUAUCUCAUCAUGUCUGUACACUAAAUAUGAAGAUACUGCCAUCAGCCAGUUAGCUUAGUUAGUUAGCACACAGCUCUUAUGGCCAUGAAAUAGUUUGACACAUCACUUGCAGUAAAACCACAACUUUUGUAUGGAUUAAACAAAUAACAUGUGAUCUUUAGGCGGAUUUUGUUACCUUUCGACAAAGCUAAGAUAGCUGUUUCCCACCAGUUUCCUUGUCUUUUAGCUAAGCCAAGCUAACUGGCUCCUGGCUGGAGCUUUAUAUUUAGUGUACAGACACAUCCACUACUCUGCAAGAAAGCAAAUACUGAUACGCGUAUUUCUGAAUUAGUGGAACUACUCCUUUAAUUAAGAGUUUAUGUGUAUGUUAGACACCAAAACACAGAUUUUAAUCUCUAGUGAGUUUGUAUAAAUGCAGUCAAACCAUUGUGACGUAAUUAGCUGCCACAGUGCAAGAAAACAUUUAAAGGAGCACUUCACCAAUAAAACUAGCCUGGAUGCCAGCCGAACUUAGCCCCGCCCACAACAUUCGACGUCACAUUCUGACUAGAAUCUGAGUAUGACCAUGUCAGACUACAAUAAAACACCAAUAUCUUAGAAAUUCUUUGCUCUCAGUCAUUGCAAAUUUUUUUUUAAAUAUGUUGUUGACUUAUUAAUCGAUGAAAGAACCAAACCUAAAGACUGAACCAGACAUUAAUCUGACAGACUUAAUUACACUAAAGCUAGCGACUAAACAAUGUUCAGAUGUGCUAUAGGUGAAAUGCCCCUUUAAUCUUUUUCCAAAUGUAGUAAAUGUUUGUGUAAGGGACAAUCAAGCCACUUGUAUGUAACACUUUUGACCCCUUUUCCCCUCCAGCACUUCAGCCCACUGUGGCUGAUGUUGCACGGCUGCUAUAAAGACACCAAAAACAGACAUCUUGACACGGCAUCACACGUUCACUCUCUCAGAACCUCGCCCCACGCUUUGGUUCACUCUAAUGCCUGAUCAAACUUCUGACCUGCUGAUGUUUGUGUAGAAAGAAAAUCUGAAGUGUGACUGUUCAGUGUUUCAUUAUUUCCCACUCCACUUUGUUGGAAAAUGCUCACUUGCAAUUAACACGAUAUUACUAAAACUUUACUUUUUAGUACUCCAAGUACUGCAUAAAUGCAGUUUGUCAUACAGUAUGUAGAUAUACUAUGCAGGGCUGAAUUAUAUUACAGAGAUUUUCAAAGAAGAAGAAUAAUGCAGCCAUGGAGUGUAAUGAAAAUUCACCAAAUAACCAAUGCCUAAGUACUCAUACACAGUAUUUAUUUUACUUUUAAACACCUAUAAUUCAUCUCUAAUGAAGUCAAAUAAUCUAUAUAGCUAAACAAUAGCCUUUUCUUGUAAAAUAUCCAUACAAUCACUUUUCUAUCAAUAGUAUUUCAAUUGAUGAUCGACCAAUUAAUGCAUUGCAUAAUUAUAUCAAACAAAAUAGAUUCCAAACUGUGCUGCUCCAUGUAUCUGUUUCUUGCUUUUAAUCGAUCUAAUUUUGAGAAACUUAGAUCUCAAGCUUCAAAAAAGCAGCCAUGAAUGACUGCGGUGACAGAAAAAAGGGAAUGGGUAUUACAGUUUGUAACAAUAUAAUAAUAAGCCAUGAGAGAUAUCACUAAUUGUAAUGCUAUUUUAAUCAAUAUGAAAUUAGUAUCUAGGUAAAGUUUCCUUCCCAGAGGGAAAUAUGUUUUUAAUGUUACAGCAGUGGUCACCUAGAUUCAGAGCAAACUGAAAAUGAAUGAGCGAAAGCAUCAAUUUGUUUGGUUUGUUUGUUUGUCUAUUUAAAAUGGUGUCACGAUUUGCACAUUUCCUUUAAUGCUGAUGGUCCUCAUAGGCAGUAUCAAAAUAUGGAUGAUUUGCUGAAUAUUUUACGUCAUCUCUUUGAACCCAAAUGCAUGAAAAUUUUAUUGACAGUGCUUCAGAAUAAUGGGCAGUCUGAUAGUAAAAGGAAUGGUUCAACAUUUUGGGAAUUGGAGGAUGCGAUCUAUACCGCUCUCAUAUCUGUACACUAAAUAUGAAGAUACUGCCAGCAGCCAGUUAGCUUAGCUUAGCACACAGCUCCUAUGGCCAUGAAAUAGUUUGAUACAUCACUUGCGGUAAAACCACAACUUUUGAAUGGAAUAAACAAAUAACAUGUUAAUUUGUGAUCUUUAGGCGGAUUUUGUUACCUUUCGACAAAGCUAAGAUAGCUGUUUCCCACCAGUUUCCUUGUCUUUUAGCUAAGCCAAGUUAACUGGCUCCUGGCUGGAGCUUUAUAUUUAGUGUACAGACACAUCCACUACUCGGCAAGAAAGCAAAUACUGAUACGCGUAUUUCUGAAUUAGUGGAACUAUUCCUUUAUUUAAGAGUUUGUAUGUUAGACACCAAAACGCAGAUUUUAAUCUCUAGUGAGUUUGUAUAAAUGCAGUCAAACCGUCGUGAUGUAGGCUAAUUAGCUGCCACAGUGCAAGAAAACAUUUAAAACAACAAAAAACAGUCUGUUGAUGUUAACUUGGACACUGGUAUCGAUCUGUGCAUGACGUUAGGUUAUAGCUCCUCAGUGUAUCAGGAUCCUUUUUUAUGCAGAUUCAUUACCCACCCACCUCCACCUCCACUAGCAUGUUUGUUCUAGUUGUUUCUAUUUAUUUCAUGUCUAACAAGUGACCGCAUUAUGUCAUCCAUUGUGUGUCUGGUGUUGAGAAUCCAAAAACAGUUGUGAUGUCCUCAAAGCAUGAGCAAUAUGUACGGUCUCUUUUUUUGUAAAGAGAGGACUCUUAUCCCUUUGUAUGCUGUUGAAGAAAGCAUGAAAAGGAUCGUUAUCAUAAGCAUUAUGAACCCUAAUGAGAGUUGAAACAUGGAAAGAACUUCUGAAUGUAAAAACAAGUUCAGUAUCCAUGUUUUGUUUUUAGUUUACGGAUUGAAAAGCACACUAUUUACAAGACUGUAUAAAGCAAUACAUGGCAAAGUAACGUGUUUGUAAUAAUAAAGCUCCAUGUUUAAAA